UACGUGAGAUGUGUGGAGAGUAUAAUGUACAAUAGAGUGUUACAUAGCUAAACUGGCAUAAAAGUGGCGUGCAUUAACACUGUAGUUUUAUUAUUUUCUUCCUCCAGAAGCGCUCUCUCUCUUCCCUCUAUUUUUCCACUGUCUAUCGAAGUAGUUGCUUUCCCUCGGUUUGUUGCUCCCGCAUUGGAUUGUCUCAGUUUCCUUCACAAUUUUCUCUCCGUUUUCCGUCUCGUGCAACCGCAUAUCUGUUUCUCCAUCGUUUCCAUCCACACCUUUUGCUCUCCCAUUGUUUCCAGCCCAAAAUCUGAGAUCACUUCGCCAGUUUCCUUCGCACAAAAGACACUCAAGCCAUCUGGUCAAGAUCUCUGCCCUAGAGUGUCUGUUUCCAUCGCACAAAAGCCACUCCAGUCGUUUCUCAUCGUCGCAGCACCACUCAAGGCAAAGAGAACCCAUUGAAGCUGCUCAGAUAUGGAGGCGCCUUGAUGCAGCCGAGGCCCAACUCAAGCAGCCCGUCGCAGCAGCAGCAGUCCGUCAUAGCAGCACCACUUCGUCGCAGCAGCACCAGCACAUCCUGCAGUGAGUUUCGAAAAAUAGUGUACUAACUUCAUGGGAACAGAGAGGAAAGACUGAAGAAACAAAGAAAGGAACCAUUUUUUCACUUCAGACGGAGGCACUUCUUUCUUUUAUUUUUUUAAUGCGAUAGAGCAGUACCUUCAGAGGACAAAUAUAGUUGAAGAUUAGUGAAUUUGUUGCGAUUCUUAUACCCUAUACCAUGCUUAAGGUCCCAGAUCAUCAGGUUGCUGGCCACGAGGGUCAUGAUGGAAUGCUCGGUCCUCUGAUAGAUGAUUCAGGGCACUUCUACAAGCCUCUUCAAGAUGAUGAUCGUGGGUCCAACGAGGUAGCCUUCUAUAAAUCAUUCUCAUCCAACACUCAGAUUCCAGAUCACGUCCGGAGAUUCUUUCCUAUUUUUUAUGGAACUCGGCUUAUAGAGGCAUCUGAUGGAUCUGGCCUGCAUCCUCAUCUUGUGCUGCAAGAUACUGUCUCAAGUCACCUCAAUCCAUCUAUCAUGGACAUUAAGAUUGGAUCCAGAACGUGGUACCCCCAAGCAUCAGAGGACUAUAUCCAAAAGUGUUUAAAGAAAGACAGAGACUCAACAAGCAUUGCACUGGGGUUUAGGAUAUCUGGAUUGCAGGUACAUGGGAGCCAAGAAUCUGAAACCUGGAAGCCAGAUAAAAAGCUUGUCAAGAAAUUUACUGCCAAGGAUGUUAGGUUAGUUUUGAGGAAGUUUGUCUCCUCUAACACCUCUGUAGAUACAGGUAUGGACCCUGAUUGUUCUUUUGCAUCAACUGUUUAUGGUGGAUCUGCUGGAAUUUUGGCACAAUUGUUGGAGCUCAAAAAAUGGUUUGAGGAUCAAACCAUUUACCAUUUCUAUUCUUGUUCGGUUCUCAUGGUGUAUGAUAAGGAAUCGGUAGUUAAAGAAAGGAAUUCUGGUGCUGAAGUAAAACUUGUUGAUUUUGCUCAUGUUUUGGAAGGCAAGGGUGUUAUUGAUCAUAACUUCUUGGGUGGGCUCUGUUCUUUGAUAAAGUUUAUCACGGAUAUUCUGAGCUGCUCUGAUGAGUAUGAAGAAGCCAAAGCUUCUCUGCAAGACCCUGACAAGAAUUGUAAUUGUACUGAUUGAGCCGCUUAGAAAUGUAGGAUGUCUUCAAUGUUGACUUUCUCACCUCACUGUGUAGGCUGUCGCUUAUCUAUGUCCCUUCAUGGUGAGGAUACUGAAAUCUAAGUACUUUCGGCUUGUAGUAGUUUCUAUUUCAUUUGUAAGCUUUUUGGGGUUUUUUGUUGUUGUUGAGGAAUAACACUUUGCACCUUAAAUUGCAACUUUUUUGCAUUGUAGUAGCUAAA
This is a messenger RNA of Juglans regia (Persian walnut), 1899 nucleotides long. RefSeq names its product inositol polyphosphate multikinase beta-like. Gene Ontology annotation, cellular component: nucleus; cytoplasm. Lineage: Eukaryota; Viridiplantae; Streptophyta; Magnoliopsida; Fagales; Juglandaceae. The coding region runs from base 773 to 1678 and encodes 301 amino acids. Gene Ontology annotation, molecular function: inositol-1,4,5-trisphosphate 3-kinase activity; inositol tetrakisphosphate kinase activity. Gene Ontology annotation, biological process: inositol phosphate biosynthetic process. The transcript has 4 exons. The record is from RefSeq and is a predicted model, not a curated record.